CCGUCCGUCCUUUCCGCAACAAUCCAGUCAACCACUCUCACUCCUUACUUCCUCACUUCCUUCUUCCUUCCGCCUUCCGCACCAGCCACCAAUGUCUAUCCACGGGAACCUCUCCAAACGCCCUCCUCUCGACGGCACAGUACACAUUGACACCCAGGAAUCAUCCGCCCAGCCAUCUAAUAAUAACGACGUUGCAGGGGUUCUGAGGAGAAAUCAAGCUUGUCUGCAGUGUAGGAGAAGGAAACUGAAAUGCGACGCCGCUCGACCACAUUGCGCCACGUGCGUCCGAUCAUAUAGGCAUCUUCUUCGAACAUCACCCAAGAGUAAUCCUGUGCUAUGUUGUGACUAUGAUGAUGGGGCAUCCAAUCAAGUGGAGGAAGGCGAUAGCCAGAACAAAUCAAGUGCCGGACCAUUAGGGGCUCCCGCCAAUGAAGAAGAGGAGACUUCAGGCGUAGCCAACGGGUCGAAGAAGAAGAGGAAAGCAACGGGAGAAGGUAGGCGGAAAAAGAAAGAAGAAGAAUUUGAUGAGGAAAGAGAUAGGUUGACAAAACAAAUCCAGGAGUUACAGGCACGGUUGGCCGAUAAACCUCGUACCCCUGCUCCAGCAUUCAGUAGUUCGUUGUUUCAAAACGCCACUGCUCCAUCCCCCAAUACGUUCAUCAACCUUUUCACAUCUAACCCUUCCCAACCGGCAUCCAACUCUCGAGCAGAUCCUAUGUGGGGGAAUUCCGAUCCAUUAGAACAAAUACAGUCACAACAUACUCAUCUCGUCAACCUUGGCUCAUCAUCCACCAACGUCUCCCAUUGCAAUGGACCCUCCCCUGCCAAUCAGGGAUCAGACACUUCUCGUCGAUCAAGUAGUUUGCAUAACAAUACAUCAACUCCAAACUUGACCUCUGGCGAGUCUUCCUCAGGCGCCAAUAUCCUUUCUCCUGGAGAAAUAUUCAACUUUUCACCAGCAGACAUAUCAAAUGAUGCUUGGAACGGUGCCGUCCCUGACAUUAAUGAUCAAAACAAGUCUCAGAAUUGGCAAUCAUUCAAUCCAAACGACCUUUCGAGUACUGUAGAUCCCUUAAAGGGCCAAGCUCAAUGGCGAGGCCUUGAAUCUGUCUCUGCGACAUUCGCAACGACCAUGAAUGGCAAUGUUGGUGCAGAUUUGCAGAUGGAAACCGAAAUCAGCAUGGAUGGGUUAGAAGCUGGUCUUGAUGCAGCGAUGCAGCAACAAAUAUUGAUGGAUCUUUUCUGGCCCGGAUGGCCUGCAAAGCUGCCCGAACCGAAUGUUGUGAAUGACCUCAUCGAAUCCUUCUUUGACCAAGUACCAAAUCUCCCUCGUAUUCUCCAUCGCCCUCGCUUCCUCGCACGCAUCGCUCUUCCUCCUACUCAUUCCAAUUUCCCUCACCCUUCUCUGAUUCACGCCAUAUGCGCCGCGGCAGCUGCCCGGUGUCCUGAAGAAGUGUACUCCAAGUCUACAAGAGACAAGCAAUGGGCCAAGUUUGAAUUUUCUACGUCUGGGCAUAGUUCUGAUUCUGAGAGUGCUAGAGAUGGCUUUGGGCUAAGACAGACAAUGUUUGCGAAAGAGGCAGUCCAAGAUGGGCUGAACACUGGUAACCGCUUAUUUGAUGUUGUCAGGGCAAUGAUCAUCUUAUGUCGAGUUUUCAUUGAUGACACACGGAUGCUCGAGUGUUGGGCUUAUGCCGGUUUGGUGGCUCGAAUGAUACUUCCUCUGGGUCUGAACGUCCGCAGCGCAGAAUUGUCUCUCAAGAGCGUCAUGCUCCCACCACCGCUUGAUGCGUUGGAAAGAGAAGAGAGAAGAGCAACGGUCUGGAUGGCGUUUUAUCACGAUACUGUGGCGAGCGCAGCCAGUGGAUGGGGAACAAGUAUGAGUCUGGAUGAGUUAACCGUGGCCUUACCAGUUUCGGCCAAGGAAUUUGAGGACGGUUCUGAGUUUAUGGAACCCAAUCCGCAAGAUGUAGAAUCACCUGAUCUCUUUCUCAAACACCCUGUCGUGGAUCCCUUUGUAAUGGUCACCAAGGCCACCAUUCUCAUGAACCGCACGAACCGAUUCGUGCGAAAAUGGAAGAACCGACAUCUGAGACCGAAUGAUGAUAUGGAUGGGAUGGACAAGCCAGAAUUCAGGGAAUUGGCUAAUUCCAUUGCCUGUUUCCAGAUGUCUUUCCCUUCUGCUCUCCGCAAUGCUUGCAAGUUCAACUCACGUCGCCGACUCGAUGCCGACCUUGUUGCUGCUCAUCUCCUUCCUCAUGCAGCUACUAUCUGUCUUUACGAACCUUUUGCAGACCUUGAUAACCCGUCCGACCAGCCUACCAGACAUUUAGUAAGUGCCACACAAGGCAUCGUCAGUAUCGUACAACAGUUGGCCAGUGCCGUUGGUGGGGAAGCAGAAAAGUUUUCAAGCGUCAUGCAUUCCUCGGCUAGCGUAUGCUUCGUCACGGCUGCACGAACAUCACUUUUGCUUAUGCGACAUGCCCUGAAUAACGGAGACGAAGUGUCUGCAUCGUCCCAUCGCACUGAUUGUGACACGGUUCGCCUUGCUUUAUCCUACUUUGGGAUCAGAUUCAAGAUUGGUCAGCACCAUGCGCAAUUGAUCGAAUACUUUUUGGACAGGGCAGUAAACCCAACGUUUGAAAAGCUGAUGGCCCACUAUCCCGAUCAUCCAAGACCAGGAGCGCCGCCUUUGACGCGCGAUGCUGACUUUGGAUUGUGUGUCGAAAACGCACUGAAUGUCAAACGAGGCUACUGGCGAAUCAAAACUCGUCCAUCCUUCAGUGGCACAGCCUUUGAUGAGUCUUCAGCAAACUAUAACCACUCUCAUUCUUUUGCCGGUUUCUCCCAGGCGCAAACGUACAUCAACAACAACUUCAAUCCUCCUUCUGGACCUGGAGGUUCAGGGAUAAGUCCUAUCGGGUCAGGGAACACGCCGGAAAGCCAAGGAAAUGAGGGGUCUGGUACGGGUUCAGGGGUUGGUGGGGCGUCUCUAAAGGAUAUCUCGAUGGAUUCCUCGCCUGCUUCCGGGCUGAAUACCGGAUCUAGUGCUUCAGCUCCUCCCGGUGAAGGCCAAGGUGCUGCCGAUCUAUGGCAGGACCAAUUUUACGCUCUUAACGACCAACACGCUGCUGAUCCUUUCCGAGCUCAGCAAUCAUCAUCGACCCAAAAGGUUGAGUAUAUGAGCGGCGUUUCUGUCCACUGCCCUACAGAUUUGACAAAACAGCCUGCGCCGGUGCCGACAUUGAUGCCAGAGUCUGAAGCUUCACCUACGCGUAUGGGGUCUUUCAUAACCACGACUAAUAAUGUAAUCAAUAUUACGGGGCCGGGGUCAGGGAUGAACAAGGGAGACGAUGGGCUGCGAUGGGUGAAGGAUCAUAUGAACAAGUAUCCCUGGUCGGAGAAUGAAAGGAAAUAGAAGGCUCGGCAUAAUGUUUUUGAGGGGAAAUGUCAUCAAUUAUUUUGGUUUUCGUAGUUUUGACUUUUGGUUUUAGUGAUCUUUUGGCAGCAGUGCUUCCAAGUAUGUGAUUAUAUUGUGACUCAUUUGUACACCUCGUCGCUUCUUUGAUCUCGUUUAUCUCUUCUGAUUGAUUUUUUUUUCGCUUUUAUCGAGCCAUUAACAUGUAUUGCUUCCUC
Messenger RNA from Cryptococcus deneoformans JEC21, 3636 nucleotides. RefSeq lists its product as hypothetical. The record is from RefSeq and is a predicted model, not a curated record. Gene Ontology annotation, molecular function: zinc ion binding; DNA-binding transcription factor activity, RNA polymerase II-specific; DNA binding. The transcript is spliced from 11 exons. The coding region runs from base 92 to 3418 and encodes 1108 amino acids. Gene Ontology annotation, biological process: regulation of DNA-templated transcription; DNA-templated transcription. NCBI's taxonomy places the organism in Eukaryota, Fungi, Basidiomycota, Tremellomycetes, Tremellales, Cryptococcaceae.